Molecule: messenger RNA, 450 nt
Organism: Solanum dulcamara
Lineage: Eukaryota; Viridiplantae; Streptophyta; Magnoliopsida; Solanales; Solanaceae
Product: secreted RxLR effector protein 161-like
Exons: 1
Coding region: 1-450 (149 amino acids)
Source: RefSeq, a predicted model, not a curated record
AUGGAAAAUUGCAAGACAACAAGCACACCAAUAAAUCCAAAGGAGAAGUUAAGCAAAGAUGAUGAAACUGAUAAAGUUAAUCAAGGAAAUUUGAGAAGCUUUAUUGGAUGUUUGAUGUAUCUCACUGCUACAUGGCCAGAUAUUCUAUUUGUUGUAAGUCUUUUAUCUAGAUUUAUGCAUUGUGCCACUGAAAUGCAUUUGCGAGCAGCAAAAAGAAUUAUAAGAUACAUUAAAGGUACUGCUGAAUAUGGUGUAAAAUUCAAGAAGUGUGAGAAUUUCAAAUGUUAUGAAUUCUCAGACAGCAAUUGGGCUGGAUCCAUUAACGACAUGAAAAGUACAUCAGGAUAUUGUUUUAGUCUUGGAUCAUGGAUUUUCUCUUGGUGUUCCAAACAUCAAGAAAUUGUGGCCCAAUCCACGGCAGAGGCUAAAUUCAUUGCACCAAUGCAUUAG